AAGGAGUAUAUUUGUGGAUAUAUGAAGGACUAUUUGCGUAGAUAAAAGGAAAACGGAGGUUCAUAUAAUUUCUCUUCGACUCACACACAUAGCAUUGACGAGGUGAACCAGGCGGAAGUUCCACAAGGUAAACGGUGUCAAUUUCAGCAUCAGAUCGAAUCGCUCUCCUAAGUCCCAACAACACAACCCACGCCGCCGUUCAUUGCCUCACUGCCAUCGCUGCCGGACCGCCGUUCAUCGCUGCAGAUGCUACGUUGCUACUGGAUCAGUUUCCUUUUGUCACUUUCUUGUUCCUUGGGUGUUCUUCAUGGAAGCAUCGGUGAUGCUGACCCCUCAUAUAGGUCAUGCCUAAUAGACUGUGAAGAAAUUGGAUGUGUGGGAGAUACAUGCCUUCCACACUGCAACAUCUCAUCUAAUGGUACCCCUCUAGAUGGUCCUUGGUACAUGCAAGAACCUCAAUGGGAUUGCCAAAGUGAUUGUAGGUACCACUGUAUGUUAAAAAAGGAGCAAGAACGUGCAUCAUCUGGUCAAAAACCAGUCAAGUAUCAUGGAAAAUGGCCUUUUAAAAGGGUAUUCGGAAUUCAGGAGCCUGCUUCUGUUGCAUUUUCUGCUCUGAAUUUAGCAAUGCACUUUCAUGGGUGGCUUUCCUUCUUCAUUCUUUUGCAUUACAAGCUACCUAUGAAACCAGAUAAAAAGCCUUACUAUGAUUAUGCUGGUUUAUGGCAUCUAUACGGGCUUCUAGCAUUGAAUUCCUGGUUUUGGAGUGCUGUUUUUCACAGUCGAGAUGUGGAAUUGACAGAAAAGCUAGACUACUAUUCUGCAAUUGCAUUGCUUGGAUACUCGCUGAUUGUAUCCAUAUUAAGAAGCUUCAAUGUGAGGCUGGAGGCUGCAAGAGUCAUGGUUUCUGCCCCUUUGAUUGCAUUUGUCACCACCCACAUUUUGUACCUCAACAACUACAAACUUGAUUACGGGUGGAACAUGAAAGUGUGUGUUAGCAUGGGAGUUGCACAGCUAUUAAUAUGGGGAAUAUGGGGUGGAAUAAGUCAUCAUCCAUCACGUGUAAAACUAUGGUUUGUGAUAGUGUUGGGUGCAUUAGCAAUGCUUUUAGAAAUAUAUGAUUUUCCUCCAUACCAAGGAUUUAUUGAUGCACAUGCGGUUUGGCAUGCCACAACAAUCCCACUUACUUACAUGUGGUGGAGUUUUAUAAAAGAUGAUGCUCAGCUUCGAACAUCUUUUCUACUCAACAAGGUAAAAUAAAAGUGUCUGAAUGGGUAAAGGAAUCAUACUCAUAGGGGCAUAGCUACUGAGUUCUUUCUUCUUUGCAGAUGUUUCUAUUUUUUCACAUAAACACACUUGUUGAUUAAAUUACGUAAUUAAUUUGUUGGAGAGGAGAGGAUGAGAUUUAACCCUUUUGUGUUGUUGCGUUGUUAAAAUUAAACAAGAUGUGAUUAAAAUGAUGAAAAUGAGUUGGAUAAA
Lactuca sativa (garden lettuce) is the source of this 1476-nucleotide messenger RNA. RefSeq lists its product as uncharacterized. Gene Ontology annotation, molecular function: hydrolase activity, acting on ester bonds. The record is from RefSeq and is a predicted model, not a curated record. Lineage: Eukaryota; Viridiplantae; Streptophyta; Magnoliopsida; Asterales; Asteraceae. Gene Ontology annotation, cellular component: endoplasmic reticulum membrane. Gene Ontology annotation, biological process: GPI anchor biosynthetic process.